This is a messenger RNA of Schistosoma turkestanicum, 1314 nucleotides long. Lineage: Eukaryota; Metazoa; Platyhelminthes; Trematoda; Strigeidida; Schistosomatidae. The record is from the annotation of a GenBank genome assembly.
CCUCUAUUGAAGCUCUAUUCACAACCAUUUGAUAUUCCAAAAAAUUGAAGUGUCGUUUAUUGUACCUAUUGAAACAACCUGCGAGAUAUAAACGUUUUGCGUUAUGCUUUCCGAUGUCCGGUUUAGGACAUUCUACCUGCGUUAAAUUAGUCGAUCAGAGUGCAAAACCAAUGUUCGAAAAGAUAUUUAAUUGUUCACACUCAUGUUCUUCAUAUUCAGUCAAGAGAAUCUUAUCUGCAGCGGAGAAACGUAGUCGAUAUUUCCGUCGACUAUUUCUAGUUCGACACAUGGAUUUUGAGUAUGCUUUAUGGCAGAUGUGGCAACUCUUCGUUGGACCUCAGCGUGUGUUCAGAAAUUUCAAUUACCGUAAAUGUUCGCGACAACAGUGGGCCAGAGAUGAUCCGGCUUUUUUAGUUUUGAUGAUGAUUUUCCUAAUCUUUACUUCUCUGGGGUUCGCCAUUUGCAUGUCAUUAAAUAUGAUUCAAUCAGUUCAAUUCGUCUUAUGGACCGUAUUUUUCGACUUUAUUGCAAUUAGUCUCCUACAGGCAACAUUCUUUUGGAUUAUUACAAAUCGAUUUUUCGUUAAUUCGUCUAGAAAUCGUUCACAGCUCAACGCAUUGGGAUCUGGCGUUGAAACUAAACCGGAAGUUGAAUGGGGAUAUGCAUUCGAUGUUCAUUUAAAUGGAUUUUUCCCAGCUCUGUGCAUUUUGCACUUAAUACAAUUACCUUUCCUGUAUAUUAUUCUCCAAAAUUGGUUUAUUGGAAGGUUACUGGGUAAUACUUUUUGGCUAAUGAGUUUCACCUAUUACACUUACAUCACAUUCUUGGGUUACCGUACUUUACCAUUUCUCAAACGUACAACAAUUUUAUUAUGGCCAAUAACAGGUGCUUUAGUCAUUUAUGCGGUAUCACUUAUCAUGAAAUGGAAUUUCACACUAUUUUUAUGCCAUUUUUAUCAAUUUCGUUUAUCAUAAAUAAAUGAUAAUUGCAAACUGUAAUUGUAAACUGUGAUAAAAAAAAGAUUGUAAAGGAAUAUUUUGUUUUGUUUUGUUUGUUUAAUUUUCAUUGUAAAUAUUUUGUCUUCCUUAAAAAAAAAGUGACGAGCUCUUAGUUUCAGUUAUUUUUAAUUCUUUGCUUUAUGAUUAUAUAUAUAUCUACUACAUAUAUAGAUAAUAGUUGUUUGUUAAGUUAAAUAAUGAUGAUUAUUCACAUAUAUCUAACUCGAUACUUCUCGUGUAAUAUUGAUUAAAAUUUUUUAAAAUGGCCAAGAUAUUGAAUUACAGAAAAAAAGAAAUACUUAUUAAUGACCAUACA